UAUUGGGAGUUUUCUUCAACCUUUUCUCUCAUUGGUUUUUAUUAUAUAUAAAGGAUACUAAACCAUCAUGUGUGAUCUUGUGGUUAAUCUAGCUAUUUUUAUUUCAAAAUGAAUCCUCUUAUUCUAUUGAAGAAUGCUGCUCAAAAUGGAGAUGUUAACAAGUUAUAUCAAGCGAUAGCUAAAGAUUCUAAUGUUUUGGAGCAUUAUGAUAAAACAUCUUUCGCUGAAACUCCAUUACAUAUAGCUACAAGUCGAGGGCAUAUCAAUUUUGCUUUAGAGAUAAUGAGGCUUAAACCAUCUCUUUCCAAGAAGCUAGAUGAACAAGGAUGGAGUCCCAUGCACGUUGCGUUGCAACAUAACCAGACCUCGAUGGUGCAUCGGCUCAUAGAGACGGACCCAACCCUUGUUGGUGUCAAAGGAAGGGAGGGUUUCACUCCACUGCACUACGUUGUUCAAAACGACGGAGUUAAUCUCUUGCGUGAGUUUCUAGCGGUAAGCCCUCAUUCCGUCAUUGAUACCACGAAUAAAGGCAAAACGGCUUUGCAUAUCGCUGCGGAGAAGGGAAAUACCAGAGCUUUAGAGGCUUUGUUGUCGUUUCUUGGAAGGUCAUGGUAUAGGGAGGCAUUAUAUUGGGAAGAGAAAGUAGUUAACUGGAAGGAUGAAAAUGGUUUCACUGUACUGCAUGUAGCAGUGACGAUGAACGAUAUCCAGAUUGUGAAAUCGUUACUAAACUCUAAAAUCAACGUGAAUGCAAAAAGCCUAGAAGGUUUUACAGUUCUGGACAUUGUUGAUCGUGCUAACAAUAAUCCAGACAUGAAAGAUGUUUUAAUCCAAGCAGGAGCUAAACAUAGUGAUGUAAUGAAGACCUACGACAUUAAUGCUAUUCCUUCCAUGAAGCAAGUAAGUUUUGAACCAAAGCCUACACUUCUUGAUAAUGUCAUACGGUUCCUAAAAGGCCAGAAAACAAAUAUCUCGACCGAAACACGUGAUGCUUUGCUAGUGGUGGCUGCACUGGUUGCAACAGCCACUUUCCAAGCGGUUCUCAGCCCACCGGGAGGGCUUCGACAGGCUGACAGUAGCGACAGUGAUUCACUUCCGUUCAGCAAGGUGGGGAAGGUGGUGAUGAAAGAAUGGUUAUACAUAACUUUCUUGAUUCUUAAUAGUACUUCAUUUUGGGUGACAAUCAUAACCAUUUAUCUUUUACUCCCAAACGGGUUUUAUGGUCAACUAUCGACUCUACCCUUAAUUCUCUUCUCGCUUACCUACUUGUUCUGCUCAACAAUCAUAUCACCAAGCCUCAUUUGUGCCAUUGUUAAUUUCAGCUUUUUCAUAUUUUGUGUGGUGUUACUAAGUUCAGGCCUUGUGGUUAUAUCCAAUCAUUCCUUGUUGUCCUCCAUCAAGCAGAAAUUAUGGUCCCGUUGCAGAUAGGAUGAUUUACUUGCGGAUUUGGAGUUUGUUGCAUGGAACCUCCUCAUCACUUGUUUGUGUUGUGUUACUCUGUCUAUGACAUAACGUUGAAACUCUAUUGCUAAUUGUUGAAUAUUAAUGUGUUGUAAUUAAAGUUUGUAUUCAAUCAGUGAGAUGGGAAUGAAUGAAUUUAAGAAA
Molecule: messenger RNA, 1605 nt
Organism: Gossypium raimondii (Peruvian cotton)
Lineage: Eukaryota; Viridiplantae; Streptophyta; Magnoliopsida; Malvales; Malvaceae
Product: ankyrin repeat-containing protein BDA1
Exons: 2
Coding region: 109-1428 (439 amino acids)
Molecular function (GO): protein binding
Source: RefSeq, a predicted model, not a curated record